This is a messenger RNA of Oncorhynchus tshawytscha (Chinook salmon), 3269 nucleotides long. It is a transcript of the gene sparta, whose product is annotated as spartin a. NCBI's taxonomy places the organism in Eukaryota, Metazoa, Chordata, Actinopteri, Salmoniformes, Salmonidae. Gene Ontology annotation, cellular component: plasma membrane. Gene Ontology annotation, biological process: negative regulation of BMP signaling pathway; cell division. The transcript is spliced from 8 exons. The record is from RefSeq and is a predicted model, not a curated record. The coding region runs from base 248 to 2128 and encodes 626 amino acids.
GACUUGGCUGUGGUAACUAGUGACGACCCUCAACCUGUCAGCGUUUCGCGAAUGUCAGAUGUGCGUAUGUUUGGGGACAGCGAGACACAGCAGGAUAAGCGCACGUUGAUCCGAGAAAGAAAAACGAAUUUUUGAUAAAUGGCUACAAUGUUACUUCUCAUUAAUUAACAUUGUCGUCUUAUUUCCAUUUCUGGAGUAGUUUGAAAUCACGGGUUUGCCGCUAAAGAUCUCCAGCCUGCAGCAAGACAUGUCGUUGGCAGAGCCAGCAGAGUUGCUGCUGAUAAGGGACCAGUAUGACCGUGCGUUGGAGUGUCUGACCAGGGGCCUGGCGGCUGACCAGGCAGGGCAGGGGCCCCAGGCCCUGGAGCUGUACAGGAGGGGCCGGCAGCACCUAACCCUGGGCCUGGAGGUCCCUACCAGGGGGCCACAGAACCAGGGAGCCCCCUGGGACACGGCCAGGCAGUUGCAGCAGAAGAUGAGGGAGACUCUAACUAACAUCAGCACCCGACUAGCAAACAUGGAGACAGCAGGGGUGGGGACGGCGGGCCAGGGAGGCCCAGCGUUGGUGGAUCUAGUGGAUCUCUCUUCCCAGUGCCUCUACCCCACCCUGGGGCCAUUGGUGCCCCCUAUGCCGCUGCCUGGUUCCUCCAACCCCCUCCCCCAUCUCUACCCCACACUGCCACCCGGGGCUACCCCAACAGACAGCCUCUCUGCCGGGGCUACAGGCAUCACCAUGGCCCCCUCCCUGCCCAUCCUCCCUGCCCUGCCCCUGGGGCUCCCAGGAGAGCAGCCCCCAGCCUACACCCCCCAGCCCACCGACGGGCACCACAGCCUGGCUUAUAGCCCAACCGGAGGAGGGGGUCUGGCGCUGGGGGGGCAGAUGGUGGGGGGACCUCCACAGCCCGAGGGAGGGGUAGGGGGGGACGGAGAGGAGCUUUUGUUCCUCCCUCGGGGAGUGCAGAUGUUUUUCGUGUCGUCGGAUGGCCAGGUGAGCGCCCCAUCGUACCCGGGUUAUCUACGCAUCAUCAGGUUCAGCAGCCAGCUCAAAGACAUGGCCAACGGAGGAGCAUCAGCCUUCCUACAUGUGUGUGACUGGCUGUACCCCCUGACUCCAGACACCCCAGUACUUCUGUCUACCUCUGGGAUCUUUAUGUUUCCUGACACCAUGGCGGGGAUACCCGGGUCCUACGUAGGGGUUGUGCUGUCCUCUGAACUGCCUGCAGCAGACAGACAUGCCUUUCAGGACCUCCUCUCACAACUCACUGAGCUACGGGUACAGGCUCCAGAGGAGGGGGCAGGGUCAGAGAUCAUGAACCUGAGUGAGAAGGUUCCCAUUGGUCCCCCUGUGGAGGGGGCGGGAGCAGGGACAGGGGAGGAAGAACUCCCCCUACCUGAAUGGAGCGAGAAGAUGUCCCAAGGCAUCCUGGCAGGUGCAUCGUGGCUGAGUAAAGGGUUUGUGCGUGGAGCGGAGGCCACAGGUAAGGCCAUCCAGAAAGGAGCGUCUAAGCUGAGAGAACACAUCACCCCAGAGAACGUCCCGGCUGAGGUCAGCCCUGGUGUUACCAAGGGCCUGCACCAUGCUAAACAGGCCACCGGGGGCGCUGUUCGCGUCAGUCAGUUCCUGGUGGACGGAGUGUGUACCGUAGUAGGCUGUGUGGGGGAGAAGCUGGCUCCGCAUGUAAAGAAACAUGGCAGUAAACUUAUCCCUGAGUCCAUGAAGAACACUAAAGAUGGCCGCUCCAACCUGGAUGGCGCUAUGGUGGUGGCAGUCAGCAGCAUAAAGGGUCUCUCCGCAAUGUGGACUGGUUUGGAAACUGGAGCUAAGAACAUCGGCAAGAGUGUCACCUCUGAGACGGUCAUGACCGUGAAGCAUAAGUACGGCGAUGACGUGAGCAAAGCCACGAACACGGGCAUCCAAUCAGUGAUCAACGUGGGCGUGGCCGCGUUCAACGUGGACAACUUGGGUAUCAAGGGUGUCCUGAAGACCGCCGGAAAACAGACCGCUAAAGCUGUGGUCAAAGAGCGAAACAAUACCCCGCAGGUCGCAGUCGGAGACCACAACCACAACGGAGGACCAGAGGAGAAAGAGAUGUGGGAGAGGAAGAAGGAUGAGGAAGACAAGAAAUAGAUGUCAUACUCAUUUAUGUGGCUCUUGUCUAUUUGGCCCCUAUACAUUUUAGCCCCGAUAUCUUUAAGCUGUGUUCAUAGGCCCCUAUAUCUUUUGGCCCCUCAGUGUGUUCAUAGGCCCCUAUAUCUUAAAAACCACUCUGUGUGCUAAUAGGCCCCUAUAUCUUAAGAACCACUCCGUGUGCUAAUAGGCCCCUAUAUAUUUUAUCCCCUCUCUGUGUUCAUAGGCCCCUAUAUCUUUUGGCCCCUCAGUGUGUUCAUAGGCCCCUAUAUCUUAAGAACCACUCUGUGUGCUAAUAGGCCGCUAUAUAUUUUAGCCCCUCUUUGUGUUCAUAGGCCCCUAUAUCUUAAGAACCACUCUGUGUGCUAAUAGGCCCCUAUAUAUUUUAUCCCCUCUCUGUGUUCAUAGGCCCCUAUAUCUUAAGAACCACUCUGUGUGUUAAUAGGCCGCUAUAUAUUUUAUCCCCUCUCUGUGUUCAUAGGCCCCUAUAUCUUUUGGCCCCUCAGUGCGUCAAUAGGCCCCUAUAUCUUUAGGGCCCUCUGUGUCAAUAGGCCCCUAUAUCUUUUGGCCCCUCAGUGUGUCAAUAGGCCCCUAUAUCUUUAGGGCCCUCUGUGUCAAUAGGCCCCUAUAUCUUUUGGCCCCUCAGUGUGUCAAUAGGCCCCUAUAUCUUUUGGCCCCUCAGUGUGUCAAUAGGCCCCUAUAUCUUUUGGCCCCUCGGUGUGUCAAUAGGCCCCUAUAUCUUUAGGGCCCUCUGUGUCAAUAGGCCGUGAUAUAUUUUAUCCCCUCUCUGUGCUAAUAGACUCAUAUCUUUUGGCCCUCUCUGUGCUAAUAGACUCAUAUCUUUUGGCCCUCUCUGUGCUAAUAGACUCAUAUCUUUUGGCCCUCUCUGUGUUCAUAGGACCCUAUAUCUUUUGGCCCCUCGGUGUGUCAAUAGGCCCCUAUGUUUUAUAAGCCCCUCUGUGUCAAUAGGCCGUGAUAUAUUUUAUCCCCUCUCUGUACUAAUAGACUCAUAUCUUUUGGCCCUCUCUGUACUAAUAGACUCAUAUCUUUUGGCCCUCUCUGUGCUAAUAGACUCAUAUCUUUUGGCCCUCUCUGUACUAAUAGACUCAUAUCUUUUGGCCCUCUCUGUACUAAUAGACUC